UUGUCACUGAUAUCGUCGGAAAGCCAAGAUUGCCCCCAAGACAAAAUUUGGGGAUUGAGAGACACAGCAGAAGAGAUCACUGCGUACGAAUACGAUUUGAUCUUCUCUUCCUCGAGGACCUUCAUUCCAAUCUGCAGGCAAGAUUAUCUCUCAUGGCUUUUCUUGUGACAUCUCUUAUAUUCGCUGUCGUCGGCAUCAUUGCUUCAAUCUGCACUAGAAUCUGUUUCAACAAAGGUCCCUCCACCAAUCUGCUACAUCUUACUUUGGUCAUCACUGCCACUGUCUGCUGUUGGAUGAUGUGGGCAAUUGUUUACAUUGCGCAGAUGAACCCUCUUAUUGUCCCUAUCCUAAGCGAGGUAGAGUAGAAAACAAUCUACUCAAACAAGGAACCUGUGUUCACAAACUAGGGAGCCAAUGCACAAAUUUGAGUUAGAGCCCUGCUGCUCUUUCUGUAUCUUCUUCAAACAUAUUUUUUUCCCCCCUUUGUAAUUCUUAUCGCAGUAUGGAGCAACAAAACUUUUCCUUUACUGUUAAAUCUUUCGUCUCUCAUUCCAAUUCUUGAACAGUCUUCAUAUACUCAAAAGACUUCAUUUAUUGUUGAUGAAAUAAAUAUUCGGAAAAAUAUUUGCUAUUUCCUAUCUU
Capsella rubella is the source of this 642-nucleotide messenger RNA. Its product is annotated as V-type proton ATPase subunit e2. The record is from RefSeq and is a predicted model, not a curated record. Gene Ontology annotation, cellular component: proton-transporting V-type ATPase, V0 domain. Gene Ontology annotation, biological process: proton transmembrane transport. The transcript is spliced from 4 exons. NCBI's taxonomy places the organism in Eukaryota, Viridiplantae, Streptophyta, Magnoliopsida, Brassicales, Brassicaceae. Gene Ontology annotation, molecular function: proton-transporting ATPase activity, rotational mechanism. The coding region runs from base 153 to 365 and encodes 70 amino acids.